AAGAAGCAAGGCUUCCCAUUUCACAUCGCAAAACCAGUAAGCUCGCCCUAGAAAGCUGAGCUACCUUACCUUACUGGAGACGAAGAAAGGCGAUUGAAAUGUUGGGCGAACACGGCAUCCAGCGAGCCCAUCUGCGUAACAAUACGCACCUUGAUGAAACCAGCUCGCCGAGUCGUUGCAUCUUUACUUAUCGAUAAGUAUCUUCUGAGCCCCACACGGUCAAAUGAGCCGAAUUCAACCUGCAAUUCGAGCUUCUCGCGACUUUGAGUGAUUGCCGUCAACAUCCUAGGGAGGUCGUCAAAUAGUGCAACCUAGCUCUCUAGGCGACCAUGGCAACGAAGGAUGCAUUGCAGCCAUCAUCUCCAAAUACCCACACAAGCAAACGGAAGUUACCCAGCGACAGCCAUGACCUAGUCCCCAAGAAGCGCAGAGCAGCAGGCCUUCAAACUCGGGUCGAGACUGAGAGAGGGCCGCCAACAUCAACGUCAACAACCAGAAGUUACAGCCAAGUGUACAAUCCGGUUCUCUCAAAACUGGGCCGCAAGUUCGACGUCAAGGUCAUGUCAGUCAUGCCUUCCACCAACAUCAGCAAGCACGUCGAUCGUGCGCUAGAACACCUAGGACGCUUCAAUGCGUGGGAUCAAACAGUGCUACCGGGUGUCGUCUUAUUGUGUGCCAAAUCAGCCGCUUCCAGCAAACUCAUUACGAUUGCGGAACUCACCAGACGGCGGGUUGGGGAGAGCAAUCAAAAGUGGUUUCAGUACAGCUUACUGAGCGAGACGGUAAUAGAGGAGGCAGUGCAGCCAGCGGAGGAACCGUCAGUGGUCGAGGACACGUUCAUGGUGGUUGACCGGGAGGGCAUGGAAGGGACGGUCGACGACUAUUUCGAGACGAUACAGCCAACAAUCCACGAGCGAGCGGUGCAACCAGCAAAAGUCAGACACAAAGCGCACAUCACCGUCCUGCUCUCCAGGGUACCACUAGACGAGCUAAACGCCGAGAAGAACGUUUCGCUUCAGACGAACGAGCAGCACGUUGAACACCUCCGAAAGAAAAGGAUGGGCCUUGUUGCUUGAGGCUCUCGCCUCGAACAGAACAUACUACGGCCUGGAUGUUUGUUGAGGGUUUGUUGAGACUUUGGCGGGAGCGACGCUGAGCUAGAUGGGAGGGGCCUACGUUCAGCGGGGGGUUCCCGGACUGUUGAGGUCUUGCGUGCCUCUGGAUGUGAUACCCAGCGCUUUUUCU
Molecule: messenger RNA, 1245 nt
Organism: Chaetomium strumarium
Lineage: Eukaryota; Fungi; Ascomycota; Sordariomycetes; Sordariales; Chaetomiaceae
Exons: 1
Coding region: 330-1076 (248 amino acids)
Molecular function (GO): nucleic acid binding
Source: RefSeq, a predicted model, not a curated record